AUGGAGGGGACAAUGCUGACACCGGGGGAGGAGAAGCCGCGAAAGCGGGUGAGGUUUCGGGUGGCGUCGGGGAACAGCGGCCGGGUCCUCAAGGAGAUGUUCAAGGAUGAGGGGCCCUCUGACUCGCUGGACUCCGACUGCACCAGCAGCACAGAUCCGGAUCGGGCCAGCACCCCUUCGACCAGCGGCGAGGCCAAUGGGCACCUGUUUGGGUACCUGGGCUCAGAGCUGGAUGACAGCGAGAGUGAGCCGGACGACCUGCUCAUGAUCGCUGGGGGAGCCAAGGACCGCGCGUUCAACACCAAACGGGUCAACAUCCUCAGUAAAAAUGGGACCGUACGGGGUGUCAAGCACAAAGUCAGUGCUGGUCAAUUGCUCUUUAAUAACCUCACCAAAGUUAGCGGGCCGGACAUGGCGGUGGAAUUCGGGCGGAUUGUCAUCUACACCACGAGCUUCCGUGUGGUCAGGACAACCUUUGAGCGCUGUGAGCUUGUGCGGAAAAUAUUCCAGAACCACAGGGUCAAAUUUAUGGACAAAAACAUUGCUCUGGAUAGCGACUAUGGGAAGGAGCUGGAGGAGAGGUGUAAAAGGGUUGGAGAGCCGCCAUCACUUCCUGUGGUCUUCAUUGAUGGUCACUACCUAGGGGGGGCUGAAAAGAUAUUGUCCAUGAAUGAAUCAGGGGAACUUCAGGAUCUUCUUACAAAAAUUGAGCGGGUGCAGCACCCACACACGUGCCAGGCUUGUGGGGGAUUUGCCUUCGUCCCAUGCCCGAUGUGCCAUGGCAGCAAAAUGUCCGUCUUCCGCAACUGCUUCACGGACAACUUCAAGGCCCUUAAGUGCACAGCUUGCAAUGAGAACGGUCUGCAGCCCUGUCCGAUCUGCUCGCUCUGACAACUUCCUCCAGUACACUCUUCCCGUUGACCUGAACUUAACACAGACUUGGACAGACCAACAUGGAAGGAAGGAGCCAGGCACAGCGUCGACUUCCCAGAGGACAAAUUAUUUGGCAUUUUUUAAUAGACAAGCCACACAUCUUUGUCUAGGUCUAUGCUUAUCCCUGUUUAUAAUACCUUUGAAGGCACUAACAUGAAAUUUUGAGGCCAAUUCUCUUUGUUUUUUGCAUUACGAUUGGUAGUUUUGGUGCCAAUAUUAUCAGUAUAGGGUCCAUACUGAAGCUUUACGUUAUGAGUGAAAGGUAUCCGAUAGCAUGAAAGUUGUUUUAUAAGCAUUUUUCCCACAACUAAGUACGAUGUAAGCAUUCAUAACUUCACCUUCACGAAAUGCCUUAACGAUACGUCCUCUUCACAGCCUCUCACCACAGCCAUGUACUGUAUAUAUUUGCUGUAUAAGAACGAUGCUGUGGUGUGAUCUUUCAAAUAUUUUCAUAGCAGACUUUCAUAGCAGCACUCUAGACUCAGUAGGGAACUUUGUUGGUUUGGUGAAAAUGUCUCUGUAUUUUGGACCAAUAUGACCAAAUAUCAGGUUUUUGAAACGGUUGCCUUUUCACUGUGACCUGAGGGCACAGCGAUCCAGCCGCCACCACACUGGACGCUGACAAUGUUUCAUAAUUAAUCAGCCACCCACGGAUUUUACUCUUGCUGCGGGUUUACAUUGAAUUAUUCAGGCCAGAGGAAGGACUAGGGUAUAGGGAUCACUACUC
Molecule: messenger RNA, 1660 nt
Organism: Clupea harengus (Atlantic herring)
Lineage: Eukaryota; Metazoa; Chordata; Actinopteri; Clupeiformes; Clupeidae
Gene: grxcr1a
Product: glutaredoxin and cysteine rich domain containing 1 a
Biological process (GO): sensory perception of sound
Source: RefSeq, a predicted model, not a curated record